CAGAUUGCCUGUUGGUCCAUUCUGUAAGACACAAGUUUUAUUCAUCAGAUCAAGCUUUUUGGAGCUGUGCAUAGAUGAUGGGAAGGACAGAUCAUGCAGAACCUUUGCUAAGUGUCAAUUAACUGGAAACAGAAGUACAUCUUCUACUUCAAGUGGCAAAAUGGCCAGUCUUGUUCUUAAUGAGACUGGGAUGGAGAACUGUGGCAUUGAUGACUCGUUUAAGUACAACCUUUAUGGUGUUGUGUACAGUGUUGCAUUUGUUCUGGGACUUGCCACAAACUGCGCUUCACUGUUUGUCUUCUGCUGCCGCAUGAAGAUGCGCAAUGAGACCACACUUUUCAUGACUAAUCUAGCUUUAUCAGACUUAGUGUUUGUUUUUACACUACCUUUUAAAAUUUUUUAUAAUGUGAAUCGCCAUUGGCCUUUUGGUGACACGUUGUGCAAGAUCUCUGGAGGUGCCUUCAUCACCAAUAUCUACGGUAGUAUGUUGUUCCUCACUUGCAUCAGUGUGGAUCGCUUCCUGGCUAUUGUUUACCCCUUCCGUUCACUCUCCAUCCGUACCCGCCGCAACGCUGGUAUUGUGUGCGCCACAAUCUGGUUGUUGAUACUGGGUGGAGGCAUGUCAGUCACCUUCUUCUCUUCCACCAACCAGUCUAAAACAAGUACAACCUGCUUCGAGGGAUUCUCCAAGAAAACAUGGAAGACAUAUUUGUCCAAGAUCACCAUCUUUAUUGAAGUGAUGGGUUUUCUUAUCCCACUGAUGAUCAACUUAGCAUGCUCCUCCAUGGUGUUAAGGACCUUGCGUCAACCAGCAACUCUUUGUCAGAUCGGCACUAACAAAGAACGUGUUCUGCGCAUGAUUGUAGUGCAUUUGGCUAUUUUUAUAGUCUGCUUUGUUCCUUACAAUACUGUUUUAUUUGUCUACGCUAUGGUGCGCACUCGUGCACUUGCCAGCUGCUGGGUAGAGAGGCUUGCAAGAACCCUAUAUCCCAUAACACUGUGCAUUGCAACCUUCAAUUGCUUCUUUGACCCGGUGGUCUACUACUUUACCUCUGAGUCCUUUCAGAAAUCACUGACUACCGGGAAGAGUCAGGUUAUGCAGGAAGAUGGACUGCCAAGUGAAUGCCCUUUGUCUAACAAGGAGAAGACAGAUGUAGUUGAUCUCUACACACUGACCAGCAAUGGAAAAGAUCAAGUCGGUGAGGCUCAGUUCUGA
This is a messenger RNA of Danio aesculapii, 1216 nucleotides long. RefSeq names its product lysophosphatidic acid receptor 4 (gene lpar4). The transcript has a single exon. The coding region runs from base 161 to 1216 and encodes 351 amino acids. Gene Ontology annotation, biological process: phospholipase C-activating G protein-coupled receptor signaling pathway; positive regulation of Rho protein signal transduction. The record is from RefSeq and is a predicted model, not a curated record. Gene Ontology annotation, cellular component: membrane. Lineage: Eukaryota; Metazoa; Chordata; Actinopteri; Cypriniformes; Danionidae. Gene Ontology annotation, molecular function: lysophosphatidic acid receptor activity.